AUGCGUGUGUGCGUCCAAUUCCUGCCACGCUGCGACCGCGUGGCGGUGCUGCGGGACGGCCGCCUCAUUGCAUGUGGCACCUGGCGCUCGAUCGUGGCGCGCGACCUGCCAGAGCUACGCGUUGAGGACGCCAGCAUCAGCAGCGGCGACGACGACGGCGAUGACGACGGGGCGGCCGCCGAUGACGACCAGGGCCGCCCGCCCCGCGGGCCGCCGUCGCCGGCGGCGUCUUCAGCCGCCCCUGCACGGCUGCCGUACGCGCAGGCGUCGGUGGGGUCGGGCGGGGCCGCGCCGCGGCGGAUCGCGCGCAGCCCGACGAUCCACGCCACGCUGUCGCGCGCGAUCACGGUCGAGCAGCUCUUCGCGUCGCCGGGCAUCGAGACGAUGAUGUCGGUGUAUGAGUCAACCUUGGACAGCUCGCUGCCCAGCGGGCCGGCGCUGAUCGAGGAGGGGGACGAGGGCGAGGAGGGCGGGCACGCGCGCGGCGCGGCGGGUGCGCAGGAAAUCGCAGGAAACGCGGGGAUCGCUCCGGCGGACGGCAGCCUGCCGAGCGUGCUGGAGAAUGCACGCGGCGCGGUCUUCGAGGAUGAGCAUGACGGGGACGAGGACGAGGAUGAGGAGGGGGACGACGACGAUGGCGAUGAUCUGGACGAGACCGACGACGGCACCACAAGCAGCGCGGGCCCCGAGUCGCCCCGCCGCGGGCCCGGCAGCCUCUUCGCGCUCGGCGGGAGCUCGGCGCGGCUGUCGCUCGCGCGGGGCGCGCGCCGGAGCUUUGCCGGGCUCCUGCGGCUGGGGUCGCGGGCUUCGGGCGGCCUGGAGCGGCCGGGCAGUGCGCUGCUGCGGCCCGGCAGCAUGCGCCUGCGGCAGGGCAGCACGCUCCUGCGGCCAGGAAGCGUGCUGGACCCACCGCGCGGCGGCCCGGAACGGCCGGGCAGCAGCCUCGCCGCCGCCGCCGCCGCGGGCCCCAGCAUGGGCCGGGCGCACAGCGGACUCAUGCGCCAGGGCGGAGGGCUCUCAGGCCUCCCUGGCGCGCUCGGCGGCCCGCGGCACAGCGUGCGCUUUGAGGACGUGCCGGAAGGGGUCGAGUCGGAGGCGGCCCCAGGCCAGCGCCCUCACCACCACCAGGGGCCAGACCACCACGUCCGAUUCAACGACGUGCUGCCGACGAUUAUCAGCCGGGACGAGGACUUCGACGACGACGAGGGCGGCGGCGGCGGCGGCGGCGCCGUCUUGCCGGCCGAGGGGGGCAGCGUCGUCAGCGACCGCGUGGGGCCGGCCGGCGGCGGCGGGCUGGAGGCGGCCAUCCCCGAAGAAGGCAGUGAAGAACCCGGCGGCGGCGGCGGCGGCGAUGACGCGUCCCCGAGGUUCAUUGCCUCGGAUGGCACGCUGCUCAGCCCGUUCGGGGCGCCGCUUGCGGGACCGGCUGCCUCCGGUGACGGCGCGCCGACGCAGGGCGCGGGCGGGUCUGGCAGGCUCGAGUCGGGGCCGAGCGUCGCUUUUAAUGAGUCAGCGUUUGCCAGCCCCUUCAGCUAUGCGACCGAGCCCUUUUCCGUGAUCGAGCCUCUGACCAGCAUCGGACCACGCGCCAGCUCGAGCCUGGGCGCGCAGAGGGCGCCGAGCGGCGCCGGCCUGCGCGGCCAGGGCACCUUUGCGCGCAUGGUCAGCCGGGGCUUCAGCGACUUCGUCUCAAAAAGCUUUGCAUACCGGCCCCAGUCGCAGCCGGUCAUGUGGCUGGGGCCAGGCGGCGACUCCAUGAGCCUGAGUGUCGCCGGAUCGGUCCUGCCCCAGGACAUGUCUGCCCCCCUCGAGGGCCGACCCCGCCGCGGCCGCGGCGCGUCACGCGGCCGCGGCGGGCGCGGGGCGGCACGUGGGGGCCGCGGCACGGGGCGCGGGGGGCGUGGCAGGGGGCUCGGCGGGCCCUUGCUGGACGGCCUGUUUCACCCGGGUCGCGGCGGCAGCCGGCUGGGGCCGGGCCGGGUGGCGGCCCAGCGGUCGGAGGGGUCUGGCGUCGCCGCGCGCCGCGGCAGCGGGACCAGGCGGGCUGCGCCGGGCCACGCGCCGCUGGCGAGGUCGUCCCUGGGGACAGCCAUGUCGAUGCCGGUGGCGGCGCGCGCGGGGGCCGGGCGGCAGAAGCAGGCGGAGGCGUCAAACUGGAUUGCCAAACCGCAGCUGGCCCUUGCCAACGUGCGCCAGGAGGAGGACGCCGCCAGCGGCGGCGUGGCUUGGCGCGUCUACGGCGCGCUCGCACGCCACUCGCAGCCCAUCAUGCUGGGGGUGGCGCUGUUUUCGCUCGUCAUCAGCCCUCUGGUGGCGCUGACCUCAAACCUGCUGCUGGCCCAGUGGGUGGCCAACGCGCCUGCGCGCCCGGUGAUUGACCUGGCCUUCGGCCUGGCCAUCCCUGUCACGUGGCAGUACCACUGGGUCGUCCGCUACGCCGGCCUCGUCGUCGCCACCGUCGCGACCUGCCUCCUCGGCUUCCUGCUCGCCUUCGCCGCCCUCACCCGCGGCGCGGGCCGCACGCACGGCGCGGCGCUGCGCGGCGUGCUGCACGCGCCCCUGUCGUUCUUCGCGAGCAACGCACCGGGAUCCAUCCUCAACCGCUUUUCGGGGGACCAGCGGGCGGUUGACGAUGACCUGCCAGAGACCCUAGUCGAUCUGUGGGCCGGCCUCAUGACCCAGCUGUCAAACUUUGUGCUCGCGAUGGUGGCGUUCCCGCCCAUCGCCGCGGCGAUCCUGCCGGCCCUCGCGGCGCUGUGGUGGCUGCGGACGCUGUACGUCAACGCGAGCGCGCAGGCGCAGCGGCUGGAGGCGGCGGCGCGGUCGCCGGUGCUGGCGCGCAUGCGUGCGAUGGUCGAGGGCCUGGUGACUAUCCGCGCGUUCGGCGCCCCCAUGCGCGCCCGCAUCCAGGACGGGAUCCUGGACGCCUUCUGCCACGCCCUCGAGUGGUCACUGGCGACGCGCGGCCUGCAGCGGUGGCUGGGAGUGCGGCUGGAGAGCCUGGUGCUGAUGGUGACGGCGGUGAUGUCAUUCGCGGCGAUGGGGCUCAUCACGCGGGUCGCUCCCACCGUACUGGGCUUGGCGCUGACCAAGCUGAGCAGCACUAUGGGUGCGCUGAGCUGGGUGGUGCGCCAGAGCGCCGAGCUGGAGAACUCCAUGACCAGCGUGGAGCGCAUGCUGCAGUACGCAGAGACGAUCUCAGAGGAGCAGGAGCUGAAGGGCGGCGGCGGCAAGGGCGGCAGCAGCAAGGGCGGCGCGGCACGGGGCCCGCGCGGCCGCUGGCUUGCAUGCUGCGGGAGCGGCGGCGGCGGAGAGGAGGGCGGGGACGCGGGGGCGGCGGCGGCCGGGGCCCCAUCGCCGCCGCCGCCGGGGUGGCCGCGCGGCGGCGGCGUGGAGUUUCAGGGCGUGUGGGCUCGGUACAGGCCAGACCUGCGGCCGGUGCUGGCGGGGGUCGACUUCAGGGUGGAGCCGGGGCAGAUGCUGGGCGUGGUGCGUGGCGCGCGGCGGCUGGGGGCGGGGCGCGGGGGGGCGCCGCGCGGGCAACCUUGCUGGCUGCAAUGCACGGCACUCACAUGA
Molecule: messenger RNA, 3576 nt
Organism: Monoraphidium neglectum
Lineage: Eukaryota; Viridiplantae; Chlorophyta; Chlorophyceae; Sphaeropleales; Selenastraceae
Product: Multidrug resistance-associated protein 4
Exons: 7
Coding region: 1-3576 (1191 amino acids)
Biological process (GO): transmembrane transport
Cellular component (GO): plant-type vacuole; vacuolar membrane
Molecular function (GO): ABC-type transporter activity; ATP binding
Source: RefSeq, a predicted model, not a curated record